AACGUUCUUCUAUGUUGCCGUGUGAAGCUGUGUAUCUAUUUGCUAGAGUAAACACAACAUAUCACAUUGUGCGAGGCUUACAGGAACUUACAGACAACAUUGAGUCCCACCAGCCGUCUGGAUGAGACCACACAAACCUAUGGACGGGCCUAAGCGAUUUAAGUCGUAUGGAUGUGCAAACAUCACUCCUACAUAGUGGAAGGCCAUCAACGACUCUUGUGAAAUGGUCGUGCAUUAACCGCGCCAACCUGUGGACGGGCAUAAACUACUCAAACCUGUGGACAAACCGGAUGGAUGGACACACUAGGUUUAUAAACGGGUGUUAAAAUAACUGAAAAUAAGCAAUUUGUCCUUUGUAUGGACGUGUCAUAAACUAAUAUAUCUACAUGUACAUAAUACCUCAAAUAGUUACGUUUCGAAUUUACUCAUUAUACUCGUAUGAACUUUGGUGUGUUUUAAUGCUUAAUAAUGAACCUCCGAUAUUGAAAUACAGAAAUUCAGGAGAAAGAAAAUCUAAUUCUUCAGCGUGUGAAAUUGUGCAGUUAUUGUGCAAGUCAGGAUUGAAAUGCUAUCGUCUUUGAAUUAUUCUGGAAAUGUGAACUCCGUUGAAAUUGGAUGAAAAAUUAUUGUGAAGCUAGAAUGGUUCUAUUAGAGUAUCCAUUGAAAGUAACGAGAAUUAACGUGAACGUUUGUUGUCCUAUUUGACAAUACGAUAAAUAGCCUACAAGUGUCAGUAGACACACUUACUGUUGGUGAUAAUUUCACCAUAACUGCGGUACAGCGUGGUAAUCAAUCCCUGAUAAAAAAUUAAUCUUAUGACUGUGAUCGAACAAAUCAGUUAUCACGUGUGUUAUAUAUCUACCACUUGUGCACAUAUUUACAACUAAAAGCACACACAGCUGGAAUCGACAGAAAGUUAAAAAAAAAAACUGACAGAAAAAUUUCAGCACGUGGGCUGCACUGUUUGAUUAGCUGUGGUUUUCCAUUUUCAUAUAAAAGAGGCGAAAUUAAACCAAUAAACUAGAACACCACAUAGUGAGAAAGAGAUCACAUAUGAACAGCACUUAUUUGCAUUAAGCAGUUUUAAGCCUUGUAAAAAUACUGAUACGUUUGCGUGUAGACUCGAUAUUUAUUAAAUGCUCGGAAGACUUCACAAACACACAUACGUCUAAGUACAAGCUGAUUUUUAUAUGUUACUUAAAACAAAAUAUCAUUUUAUACUAGAUCGGUUUUAACGUAUCCGAGUAGACAUAACGGUUAUACGACAGUGCGUGCCGUGCUCGUGCCUGCCAGUGGUGAUUUUAGUAGUCAGUCAGUCAGUCAGAACCUGUAACUUUAAAAUGAAUGAUAGUUGGGAUGUAAUUGAAGGCAUGGACAACUCCACGUCUGCUAACAUGUCCGGCAAUACAACGGAAGUGCUUUACUAUGAGUAUUAUGAUGACAUGAGCCUGUAUGGCGAAUGUAAGUGGACGUUGCCCAUUCAGCAAACGAUUCUUGGAAUAGAAUUGGUGCUCUCACUCCUAUUUAACGGAACUGUCAUCAUGUUGAUAUUAAGGAAAGGAAAACGAAAUAAGAUGUCGUUCUUCGUCCUCCAUUUGGCCAUCUCAGAUUUCUCAAUGGCUAUAUUUUACAUAUUACCAUUCUUCAUCACGCGCGUGGCUGGACAAUGGUAUGCUGGACAUGUCCCUUGUAAGAUAUACAUGUAUUUAAACCAACUGGCGAUGUACUCUUCCACUUAUAUGUUGGUUGUAAUGAGCGUUGACCGCCUUUACGCUAUCGCAAAGCCACUUUCUGCCACACGACGGGGUCUAAAAUACCGCCGGUUGCUUGUUUUAUCUGCCUGGUUUGUCGCGGCUUGUGUUGCAGUAAAAGAUGUAAUUUAUUCAGGAUACACUGUUUAUGAUGGUAGACGUCUUUGUGAAACUGAUUAUCCUCCUCACUUAGUAAAGCUGUUUAUCACACUGGAGGCUGUAAUUAACGUUUUUUUCCCUGCUUUGAUAAUCACAAUUUGCUACAGUUGGAUUGUAGCUAUUGUAUCUCGUAGAAGCAACUAUUCUACCAACGCCAAACACCAAAAGGAAGUAAUCGCCAUGUUUUUGAAACAUUUAAUUGCAGAAAAAGAAAAAGUCCCAAGUAGACGCAUCGAUGUUGUAACAAGGGCUAAAAUUCGAAGCACAAAAGUGAUGUUUGCAGUAGUCUCGGUGUUUUUGGUCUGCUGGAGUCCCCACACCAUCAACUUUAUGCUGACCGUGUAUGACGUCGUGCCUUUUACCUGUGUUACGUUUAUUAUAUUUCCCUUUGCGCCGUUAAACAGUGUCGCAAACCCACUGUUGUUUUUAGCCCUCAACUACAAAACCUUGUUCGAACAUAGAAAGACUGGAAAAGACUUAAACAGGAAAAGUAUGAAAACUACUUAUACUACUAUCACGCGUAACAACACGGAAUGGCCCCGUGAUGUGCCCUUGUCUGUAAUUGUACCCACCCGUGACACAUGAAUGUAAAGUGCUCGUUUAUUAUAAUGAUAAAACAUUCUUUAUUGAGGAUGAAACAUGUUUAGCCAAACGGCUAAUUAUCCACAUGGUCUUCUCUAUUUAGUUACCACCUAUUGAUUCCAUUAGUAGAUAUCCUGGAAUGUUGUAAGAAUGUACUAAUCACACAAAUAUUUUUCAUUCACUGCUUUACUACUGCGACUGAUGCUGUGAAUAUCUUAAUGUAUAUCUAUUUUGUGGUUAAUUGUUUAUGUUAUUUGAAUACUCAGUUGUCUUACUAAUUACUUAUUGUUUUCAAUAUUUGACUAAUGCUUUGUGUGAAA
Molecule: messenger RNA, 2812 nt
Organism: Ylistrum balloti
Lineage: Eukaryota; Metazoa; Mollusca; Bivalvia; Pectinida; Pectinidae
Product: cardioacceleratory peptide receptor-like
Exons: 7
Coding region: 1341-2495 (384 amino acids)
Biological process (GO): neuropeptide signaling pathway
Cellular component (GO): membrane
Molecular function (GO): G protein-coupled peptide receptor activity
Source: RefSeq, a predicted model, not a curated record